This is a messenger RNA of Daucus carota subsp. sativus, 1174 nucleotides long. RefSeq names its product small ribosomal subunit protein uS5c. The transcript has 2 exons. Gene Ontology annotation, cellular component: small ribosomal subunit; ribosome. Gene Ontology annotation, biological process: translation. Lineage: Eukaryota; Viridiplantae; Streptophyta; Magnoliopsida; Apiales; Apiaceae. The record is from RefSeq and is a predicted model, not a curated record. Bases 118 to 1056 code for a protein of 312 amino acids. Gene Ontology annotation, molecular function: RNA binding; structural constituent of ribosome.
AGAAAUCCGAAUGUUCAGUUAUCCACAGUUUCAUCCCCAAUUGUGCUGCCUCAUUGACGCAGGGAUAGGAUACAAAAACACACUCACCUCCUUCUUCACUAGUCUUAACCAUCACCAAUGGCAGUCUCUGCAACACCAUCUUCUCUUUCUUCAUUCUCUUCCCUCUCUCUUUACACAACCCCUCCCCGCUUCUCUCUCUUCACCCAGACCCAAUUCCCCUCUCUCUCCUCCACUCUCUCCCUGUCUCUCUCCACAAAACUCAAGCCCAUCAAAGCCCAAGAACAAGAAGAGGAACAACAACCCACUAUAACUGACCAAGACACAAUCUUUCUCGCAAAUGAUGACCUAGACGGGGUUUCUACAUUUGACCCACCAGAAAUCCCUGAAGGGUAUGAACCCCCACCCUCAUUUGAUGAUGGGCCUCAAGAAACAGAGGAUGAAAUUGCUGCUGCUUAUGAAGAGCUUUAUGGGCCUGCUUACAGUGGGGUCUCUUUGCUGGGGAAUGAUAUUUAUGUGAUGGAUUCGAAAGUGAAGAAGACUGGGGCAUUGGGGAAAAUCAAGAAGGAGAAGGUGAGAGAUGGUUUCGAUGAGAGGGUGAUUCAGGUGAGGAGAGUGACUAAAGUUGUCAAAGGGGGGAAGCAAUUGCAUUUUCGGGCGGUGGUUGUUGUGGGUGAUAAGAAAGGGCAAGUUGGAGUCGGGGUUGGAAAGGCUAAGGAGGUUGUUGCCGCUGUUCAGAAAUCGGCUACCAAUGCACGGAGGAAUAUAGUUACCGUGCCUAUGACUAAGUAUUCUACGUUUCCUCACAGAGCUGAUGGAGAUUAUGGGGCAGCAAAAGUGAUGCUUAGACCUGCAUCCCCUGGUACUGGAGUGAUUGCUGGUGGUGCUGUUAGAAUUGUUCUUGAAAUGGCAGGUGUUGAGAAUGCAUUAGGCAAACAGCUUGGCAGUAACAAUGCCCUCAACAAUGCAAGAGCCACAGUUGUUGCUGUGCAACAGAUGAGACAAUUCAGUGAAGUUGCUCGUGAUCGUGGUAUCCCAAUGGAAGAACUGUGGAAGUAAUUUAAUGUGCUAAUUCAUUUUAUAUUGUCUGGCUUUAGAGAAUAAUUAUUGGAAAGUUGUAACUUCAUUUCCUUGUACACUUAUCUUUUCUAAAUACAAAUCCAAUGUCUCUCUUUCA